Molecule: messenger RNA, 1077 nt
Organism: Miscanthus lutarioriparius
Lineage: Eukaryota; Viridiplantae; Streptophyta; Magnoliopsida; Poales; Poaceae
Source: the annotation of a GenBank genome assembly
AUGUCGUCCCUUCUCCUGGGCAUGAGGAAGGUGUUCCUGGACAUGUUCCUCGUGCUGCAGCUGCUAUUACAACUCCUCCGCGGCGCCGCAGCAGACAGGGUCCCGGCGGUGAUCGUGUUCGGCGACUCGACCGCGGACACCGGCAACAACAACUUCAUCCAGACACUCCUCCGGGGCAACUACACGCCUUACGGCCGGGACUUCGCCGGCGGGGUUGCCACCGGCCGCUUCUCCAACGGCCGCCUCGCCGCUGACUUCGUCUCCCAGGGGCUCGGCCUGUCUCCCGCUGUGCCGGCGUACCUCGACCCUGGCCACGGCAUCCACCAGCUCGCGUCGGGUGUCAGCUUCGCCUCGGCUGGGAGUGGGUUCGACGAUAUAACUGCGCAAAUCUUUUCGGCAGUGACCCUGACUCAGCAGAUAGAGCACUUCAAGGAGUACAAAGAGAAGCUCCGGCGCGAGCUGGGCGGCGCCGCCGCAGACCACAUCGUCGCCCGUUCACUCUACCUCUUCAGCGUCGGCGCCAGCGACUUCCUGGGCAACUACCUCCUCUUCCCCGUCAGGCGCGGCCGCUUCACCCUACUGGAGUACGAGGCGUACCUGGUCGGCGCGGCCGAGGCGGCGGUCCGCGCCGUGUACGCGCUCGGCGCUCGGCGGGUCCGCCUCCCGGGGCUGCCGCCGCUGGGGUGCCUGCCGCUGCAGCGGACCGUCAACCUCGCGCGGCCUGGGGACUGCAACAGGUGGCACAACAUGGUGGCGCGCAGAUUCAACCGCGGGCUCCGAGCAAUGGCGAGCAGGCUCAGCCGGGACCUGCCGGGGGCGCAGGUCGUGUACGUCGACGUUUACCGUCUCUUGGCGGACAUGAUCACCAGGCCAUGGGCGUAUGGUUUUGAGAAUGCAGUGCGAGGAUGCUGCGGCACGGGAUACUUCGAGACAGGAGUGCUGUGCAGCUUGGACAAUGCGCUCACAUGCGAGGAUGCGGAUAAAUACGUCUUCUUUGAUGCGGUCCAUCCAUCACAGAGAGCCUACAAGAUCAUAGCCGAUGCAAUUGUACAUGCCGCGUCACACAGACCCGUCUAG